Messenger RNA from Thelazia callipaeda (thelaziosis nematode), 1893 nucleotides. The record is from the annotation of a GenBank genome assembly. Lineage: Eukaryota; Metazoa; Nematoda; Chromadorea; Rhabditida; Thelaziidae.
AUGGGUGGUUCGUUGCGUGCGUUCUUGAGAAGUGGGGCGUACGCUGGUAGUAAUGAGAAGAGUUGGGCUAUGCUGGCUCGUUGGGGAUGUCAGAUUGUUGGUGACGCAUUGCAACGGGCUAAAGAGCUCGCUGCUUCUUCUCAUUCGAAUCCGCAGAAACGACCGAAUUCGGACGAGUCAUCGAACCUGUAUCCAACUAAAAGGGUCAACGUUGCUGGAAGUACCAUGGAUAUGGGUGGGAAUAUGCAAAUUUCAACACUUGGAGCACCAGGACAUGUUGGUGCCGGCAGCGCACCUCCAGGCGGGGAAGUCGUUAUGGAGACUAUGGAAGUUCCAGAUCACUGCGUUGGCCUUGUGAUUGGGCGUGGUGGUGAACAGAUCUCGCAAAUUCAGUCGCAGACUAGUUGUCGAGUUCAAAUGUCUCCUGAGUCAGACGCAAAUAAUAUGCGGCAGUGCACUUUACAAGGUAGCAAAAUGUCUGUUGAUCGCGCCAGAGCAAUGAUUAAUGAGGUAAUUGCACGGGCAGGCAAUCGUCCCCCACCAAAUCGUGCUACUCACUUUGAUGGUGGUUCAUCUGUCGGGAGCGGACGUCAGAUCACUCAGGAAAUGUUUAUUCCGGGUGUAAAAUGUGGAUUGGUCAUAGGAAAAGGAGGUGAAACGAUCAAAAAUAUUCAGGAGCAAACUGGCGUUAAAAUGGUGAUGAUACAAGAAAAUCAAGAAAGUGGUGGACAACCAAAACCGCUACGUAUUACUGGUGACCCUGAAAAAGUUGAGAAUGCUCGUCGGAUGGUAGAAGAAAUUCUGCAGUCUCGUGAAGAUCAUCCACCAGGACAUUUUGGUUUUCCUGGUUCAUUUGGACUGAGUACAGGGCAGCGUUCGAUCGGAGAAGUAAUUGUCCCUCGGGCCUCAGUCGGCAUGAUAAUUGGUAAAGGUGGUGAAACCAUCAAACGCCUCGCUGCUGAGUCAGGAGCCAAAAUCCAGUUCAAACCAGAUGACGAUCAGACGACUCAGGAGCGAUGUGCCGUUAUUCAAGGUACAGCAGAACAAAUUGCAAAAGCUACUCAAUUUAUUUCGGAACUUGUAAAAAAAAGUGGUGCAGCUGGUGGGGCCGAAAUGUUUUAUAUGCAUGUUCCAUCAAAUAAAACAGGGCUAGUGAUUGGUAAAGGUGGCGAAACAAUCAAACAAAUUUGUGCAGAAAGUGGAGCACAUGUUGAACUUUCUCGGGAUCCUCCUCCCAAUGCAUCCGAAAAAGUUGGCGACAUUGCUCCCGGAACUCCGGUUCCGCAGUUUCAUGGACAAGGUGGUCCAGGGGCAGCUGGCGAUGCGUUUUCUGUUGCGCAUAAUGCUGUACCUAGCGCUCCUCAAGGUUACGGUAAUGGCAAUGCCCAGUUCGCUGGUGCUGGUAUUGCUGGACAAGCUGGAGCUCAGUGGAACACUACAUUUGGUCAUCAGCAGAGUGAUCCGGGACAAGCUACUUGGAACCAGCAGUAUUAUGGCCAGCAGGGACAGCAACAACCUAGUUAUCAGCAGGGAGCUUACCCUACUCAGUAUCAACAGCCAACACAACCACAGCCACAACCGGCGCAGACAAGUGCAGCUCCAGCAGUUAAUCCUCAAACAGGCCAACCAGAUUAUAGUGCACAAUGGGCUGAAUAUUAUCGUAGCAUGGGGAUGCAUGAACAAGCAGCUCUUAUUGAAAAUCAGCUGAAGCAGAACGCUGCCGCUGCAGCAGCAGCUGCUGCUGUUGCUCAACAACCGGCUGGUCAGGCACGACCUCAACAGCCGGGUUAUGGUGCCUAUGGUACUCAGCCAGUUGCAGCGCAGAAUCAGUUUAGUUAUGGUGCCCCACAGGCGCAACCACAGGGUGGUUAUCAGUUCCAACAACAGUAUUGA